Molecule: messenger RNA, 973 nt
Organism: Juglans regia (Persian walnut)
Lineage: Eukaryota; Viridiplantae; Streptophyta; Magnoliopsida; Fagales; Juglandaceae
Exons: 4
Coding region: 62-814 (250 amino acids)
Cellular component (GO): chloroplast envelope
Source: RefSeq, a predicted model, not a curated record
GAUAAGUGAUGACCAAACUCAUUCUCAGUAACAAAAAGUAGUGUAAGCUCAAUCUAAAGAAAUGCUUCUCUCUCUUCUCCACACCAACUUCGCAUCUCCCUUUCCAUCCAAAUCCCACACCACUUUGCUGCCCAAGACCCUCUUUCCUCUCUUCCAAAUUGAACCCGCCAACUCCCUCAAAACAUUACUGUCUUUGAGCAAAAGAUCACACCAUAGCAGAACCCAUACCUCCACGCUCACUACUAGUACUACUCAUGCUUCUUUGCUUGAAGCUCCUGUUUUAUGGGCUGGUAGGCUUUUUAUUUUCUACGCCCUUUUGAAGGCUGGCCUUGCUGGAUCUCAAUCAAACCCACUUUUCUCAGAGUUGGAAAGCGAUGUUGGUGGUGAUGGUGAAUCUGGUGACUUGGGUUUCUCCAAGUGGUUGGAGAGCAUUCGAGGGAAACCAGUUGAUGAAGCAGCUGAUAGAAGGAAAUUAGUUAGCAAAUGGCAUCCUACAACAAAGGGUACACUUAGAAGGAACUACAGAGUACCUUCUAAAACUGAGGGGCGGCGCCUACUUAAAGCUAUUGCAUCCCUAUUAUCCGAUGAUGAUCACUUCAGGGAUGCCACUUCUCACAAGGGCUGUCAAAUUAGGAGGGAGAGUGCUCAUGGAGAAAGUGUUUGUUGCAACAAUGUGAGGGCUCUGUUUGAUGAGCUCCCAACACCCCACGUAAUUGUGGAAAUCACUCCUUUUCCAGCUGGGCCUCUCACAGAAAAGGAUUACACGAAGGCCGAGAAACUUGAGAGGGUACUCAAAUCCGGACCAUCUAUCUGAGUAAAUGACCCUUCACUUGUAUGUAAUCACUGUGAACAUUGUAUAUAGCGUAAAUACCAUGUACUCUCUUCGAUAAUGUCCUUUAAAUCCGUACUUGGCUACCUUCAAGUCUCAAUUUUCAAGUCACAAUAACAUUUCUACCGCAAUGAGUUGAUAAAA